GGGGUUAUGAAAAUAUAAGUAGUUGAAUAACCAAGCAAAGCUGGCACAUUUGUUAUCUUCUAGCAAACCUCGGGCUUGUAAAGAGUUCUGACUUCUGAUCAAAAAGCGCGGCACCGCUUCCCUAUUUGUGUGGUCUUCGCGAGGAGCAAUGGCUAAGAGUUACUUCAAACAGGAGCAUGAUCUUGAGAAGAGAAGAGCUGAGGCUGCUAGGAUCAGGGAUAAAUACCCAGACAGGAUCCCGGUGAUUGUGGAGAAGGCAGAGAGGAGUGAUAUCCCAAGCAUUGACAAGAAGAAGUACCUUGUCCCUGCUGACCUGACGGUUGGACAGUUUGUCUAUGUCAUCCGCAAAAGGAUCAAGUUAAGUGCAGAAAAGGCCAUUUUUAUUUUUGUGGACAAUGUCCUUCCCCCAACGGGUGCAAUUAUGUCUGCUAUAUAUGAUGAGAAGAAGGAUGAAGACGGGUUCCUUUAUGUCACAUACAGUGGCGAGAACACCUUUGGGAAUCUGACUUCUUAGUUGCACUAGUAGCUUCUAUUAUUUCACACUGUAAUAUCAUCUCACGGUUUUCAUUGGCUUUGUCUGAUGAUUCUAUUAUGUUACUCAUUGUAUCAAGAACCUUGCUUUCACAGUCAUGUACAGUUGUAAAUAAAUUCCCAGAACAUAUUCAAUGCUCAGAUUUCCUCCUUUGCAUCCA
Prosopis cineraria is the source of this 692-nucleotide messenger RNA. RefSeq names its product autophagy-related protein 8f. The record is from RefSeq and is a predicted model, not a curated record. Gene Ontology annotation, biological process: cellular response to nitrogen starvation. NCBI's taxonomy places the organism in Eukaryota, Viridiplantae, Streptophyta, Magnoliopsida, Fabales, Fabaceae. The transcript has 6 exons. The coding region runs from base 149 to 514 and encodes 121 amino acids.